Phyllopteryx taeniolatus (common seadragon) is the source of this 1157-nucleotide messenger RNA. It is a transcript of the gene srp14, whose product is annotated as signal recognition particle 14. Gene Ontology annotation, molecular function: endoplasmic reticulum signal sequence receptor activity; 7S RNA binding. The coding region runs from base 135 to 467 and encodes 110 amino acids. The record is from RefSeq and is a predicted model, not a curated record. Gene Ontology annotation, cellular component: signal recognition particle, endoplasmic reticulum targeting. Gene Ontology annotation, biological process: SRP-dependent cotranslational protein targeting to membrane. NCBI's taxonomy places the organism in Eukaryota, Metazoa, Chordata, Actinopteri, Syngnathiformes, Syngnathidae. The transcript is spliced from 5 exons.
GCGGAAGUGAAGGCGCAAAAGGGGAGGAAGGGAGGAUUUUUUUCCCCCUCCUUUAGGAAGUGAGAAGCACUAGUAGGACGUGUGCAUCUAGCCGGCCACUAAGGUAACGCUACGUCUCAUUUGGAGUCGCAAAUAUGGUGCUGCUCGAAAACGACUCGUUCCUCACAGAGCUCACACGUUUGUUCCAGAAGUGCAGAUCCUCUGGUAGUGUUGUCAUCACUUUGAAAAAGUAUGAUGGGAGGACCAAGCCAGUGCCCAGAAAAGGCCACUUGGUGUCCUUUGAGCCUGCAGACAAUAAAUGUCUUCUCAGAGCUUCUGAUGGCAAGAAGAAAAUUAGCACAGUGGUCAGCACCAAAGAAGUGAUCAAGUUUCAGAUGGCAUACUCAAACCUCCUGCGAGCGCACAUUGAUGGCCUGAAAAAGAAAGACAAGAAGAGCAAAAGCAAGAAGACCAAAGCCACCCAGUGAGCAAUAGACUCAAAAGGGCUCAUGAACUGACCUGGUUCCAAUUUUGAGAAGAUAGGAGCGGGUCCCACCCCAGUCAGUCCACCCCCCCACACACCGUACUCAUCCACCCAGUGACUACUUCGAUAUUUUGCCAAGAUCUCGUGUCGUCAAUGACUGUUCCGUGCCACCUGGGAGGAUUUCUUGUGCUGCACAAAUUGACGUGUGGAGCCAAAUCCACUCCAUCGGUUUGGCCUUUCGUCUGUUGAAAGGCUACGCUCCCUAUUUAUGUUCAAUUUAGGAUUGUCAAAGCAGGCUCUUUUUAUAUUUGAAAUAGUUUUUUUCGAGGGAUGUUUUUCAGUGUAUUGAUAUUAGAAGAGUUGCAUGGAAACGCAUAACUAAAAUCACAUGUCUCAGUAAUUUUAUUUUUAUGUAAUAAGUACAAUGCUUAUAGCCUCCCUCAUAUGAUGGAAAUCUGAAGCUGCCACACUGGCCCUCUUACUUUGUCAAACAACCAAAUGUUAUGUCGAAAGCUUCAGUUCAUUGAAAAUGCAAAUCAGACUUGAGGAUGGAGCUGAAUUGCACAGAAUUUUAUGUCCUGAUAAAGAUGUACUGAAAGGCGCGUUUGAGUUACAGACAGAGAAUCCCGAGCGUGCCGGGUCUGGCCCGCAGCAGAAUUUAAGUUGACUAAUAAAGUGCUAUGUUGAAAAGAAA